AUGUCUUCACAGUUCAGGAGAUCAAACACACAUAAUCUAUUCAGUAACACAGCCCAAUCGUCGGCAAACAGCAAUAAAAAACUCUCUCCUGCCAUAAAAUCAAAACUAAACACACUAACCGAACUGUUCCCCGAUUGGACCAACGACGAUUUGAUUGAUUUGGUACAAGAAUAUGACGAUUUGGAAACGAUAAUCGACAAGAUCACUUCAGGUUCCGUCACCAAAUGGGACGAAGUCAAAAAACCUUCCAAGAAGGAAAGACAAGAGAGAAAAGAACAACUGUUAUUACAACAACAAUUGGAACAACAACAACAUUUGUCACAGCACGAUUCGUCAAAACACGACUCAUCCAACAACAAUAAACAGCAUAUCCACAUUAAUAGCAAUACUCAUACAAAUUCAUCUCCGUCACAGCAUAAUAAUUCUACAGCAACCAGUACAAAUACUCACCCACAACAGGACCAUGCCCAUCCUCAUCAACCUCGCACUGCCAAAAAGGACCACAAGACUACCUCGCAUACACAGCAGCAGGAUACCCAAAGGGAUCCGCAAGAUACUCCCGCCUCUGCCGCUUUACAGCCUGCAGAACCUCAAGAUCCUCAAGCUGAUGAUUUACUGGAUAAAGAAAAAUUAAAGAGCAAUAGCACCAUCACCAGCACCAGCACCGCCACUCCAAACAACAAAACAAACGUUCAUUCCUCCACAAAACAUAUCAUCAAAUCAGAAAACUUGAAGCAUUCCACAGGCCCUUCCAAAAUAGUAUCCCACACAACUUCGUGGGCUUCUGUCAUCGGUUCUAAAGAAAUUAAACACACACAACAGAAACCUGUGGAAAAAUCAUUACCUUCCGCCAAGCACCAACAACCUUCUGUGUCUCAACAACCUUCUUUGUCAACAAAAACUCCAGAAUCUUUACCCACUGCAUCCACAAACGCUCCAGCCGCUGCUGCUGCCACUGCUUCUGCCACUACUUCUGCUUCUGCUUCUGCUUCUGCUUCUGCUUCUGCUUCUGCCACUACUACUACAAAGAAAAUGUCGUGGGCCGCCAUUGCGACUCCAAAACCAAAAAUUGUUAAAAAGAAACCUUCUACAACAACAACUGAAACUAAUGAAUUGAAAUCUUCUCUAGAAAAGUUGUCUGUACAAGAAACUGAAGAAUCCAAUGCUGCCGUUGCUGCUCCAGAAACUGAAGUCCCAAUAGAAACUGAAACUCCAGCUGCUGCCGCCGCAAAGGAAACUGAACUCAAACAAGAAGUCUCUUCUGAAGAAGACGAAGAUGAAGAAUCCUCUGAAGAAGAAUCCUCCGAAGAAGAAAGUUCUGAAGAAGACUCAUCCGAGGAAUCCUCUGAAGAAGAAAGCUCAGAAGAAGAUGAAGAAGAACAAGAUGCUGAACCAGAAAAGACUGAAAAACAAGAAUCUUCCCCCGUCGCUACCCCUGCUGAAACUGAAAAGACUGUUAAACAAAAACCAGUGGAAACUGAUAUUCCUGUAGCCCCAGAACAAAUUGAACAAAUUCCACAAGUUCAACAAGUUCAACAACAACAAGCUCAAGCAAAAUCCACUCAAUCCCAAUAUUAUAACCAACAACAAGCUCAAUUACAAGCUCAACAACAAGCUCAAAUCCAAGCUCAACAACAAGCUCAAGCUCAAGCUCAAGCUCAAGCUCAAGCUCAAGCCCAAGCUCAACAAGCUCAACAACAAUACUUGGCUCAACAAUAUUCUCAAUCCCCACAAGUCGCCAACUCCUCCAUCAAUUCUACAAACUCUCCUGCUAAUGCUGCUGCAGUGGCCCAACAACAAUAUUAUAUGUAUCAAAACCAAUUCCCAGGCUAUUCUUACCCAGGUAUGUAUGAUUCUCAAACAUUUGGUUACUCUCAACAAUAUCAACAACCAUCUCAAUCCAUGGCUGCUGCUGCCGCCAACAUCUCUGCAACCGGUAACAUGACUUCUGAUCCUUAUAAAUUACAACAACGUUAUGAUCAAUCUUCCACUGCAAAGACCGAUUUAACUUCUUCCUCCCCUGCUCCUUCACAUAUCCAAACUCAACAACAAUCUACUCAACAAUCCACUCAACAACAACAACAACAACAAUCCACUCAAAAUGCUGGUCAAUUGGGUCAACCUCAAUAUAACGGUUCUUUCAUGCCAUACUACGGUCACUUCUACCAACAAUCUUUCCCAUACGCUCAACCACAAUAUGGUAUGGCUGGUCAAUAUCCUUACCAAGUACCAAAAGGUGGUUACGCAGGUUACGCAGGUUACGGUCAAGCUCAAGCAAACCAACAAUUGCAACAAGCUCAAUCUCAACAAGCUCAAUCCCAACAAGCUCAAUCUCCAUCUCAACAUACUAAUGAAGAUCAACAAGGUCAAGUACAAGCUCAGCAAUCUCAACAUACAAAUGAUCAACAACCAAUGAACCCACAACAAGCCCAAUUCCAACAGUACUAUCAAUUCCAACAACAGCAACAACAACAACAACAACAAGCUGCUGCUGCUGCUGCUGCUGCUGCUGCUCAACAAGGAGUUCCAUACGGGUUCAAUGGUUACGAUUACGCUUCUCAAGCAUCAAGAGGGUUCUACUAA
Messenger RNA from Henningerozyma blattae CBS 6284, 2583 nucleotides. It is a transcript of the gene DEF1, whose product is annotated as DNA damage-responsive RNA polymerase-degradation factor DEF1. The transcript has a single exon. Bases 1 to 2583 code for a protein of 860 amino acids. Gene Ontology annotation, molecular function: ubiquitin binding. The record is from RefSeq and is a predicted model, not a curated record. Lineage: Eukaryota; Fungi; Ascomycota; Saccharomycetes; Saccharomycetales; Saccharomycetaceae.